Tarenaya hassleriana is the source of this 1353-nucleotide messenger RNA. RefSeq lists its product as uncharacterized. The record is from RefSeq and is a predicted model, not a curated record. The transcript has 6 exons. Bases 287 to 1141 code for a protein of 284 amino acids. Lineage: Eukaryota; Viridiplantae; Streptophyta; Magnoliopsida; Brassicales; Cleomaceae.
UUCAAAAAUUCACCGGUAGAGAGAGAAAGAGAGAGGAGAGAGAAUCCUCUGCAUCACUUUGUGUGUGUGUGUGUAUAUAUAUAUAUGCAAUCUCGCUUUUUCUUAGUGUUGAAACCGAACGAAGAGUAGCUACCACUCCACUCUUCCUGUUUUUCUCUGUGUUUACGUUAUUCGUCUCUCUGGAUCGGUUCUUCCGAGCAAUCGAAACGAAUCCGCCAUUGCUGUUGAAGCGAGCUUAUAGCAGGAAGAAUCAAUCGAGAGUGGUUUAGGAGGAGAACUGGAGAAGAUGGAGAGAAGCACUCCGGUGAGGAAACCACACACAUCGACGGCGGAUCUGCUGACGUGGCCGGAGAAUCAGCUGUUCGAGUCUCCCGCCGCCGCUCGCUCCGCCGUCCGGUCGAACCAGCCGUCGGAUGGGAUCAGUAAGGUGGUGUUUGGAGGGCAAGUGACAGAUGAAGAAGUGGAGAGCUUAAACAAGAGGAAGCCUUGUUCAAACUACAAAAUGAAGGAGAUCACUGGGAGUGGCAUUUUCUCAGUGUACCAAGAAGAAGAUGCAUCAGAGCCCGGAAGUGCCAACCUGACCGCAAACGGCAAAACAAGAACAUAUCAGCAUCCCCCGGCAGCUAUUGUAAGUCACAUAUCAUUCGGUGAGGAAGAGAUCGUCACCCCGAAGAAGCCAACUACGGUACCCGAAGUGGCGAAGCAGCGUGAGCUCAGUGGGACGCUGGAAAGCGAAUGGGAUGCUAAGCUGAAGAAACAGAUUUCGGAUGCUAAGUGCAAGGAGCUCAGUGGUCAUAACAUCUUUGCUCCUCCACCAGAGAUUCAAGCUCGGCCUACUGUUCGUGCUUUGGCAUACAAGGACAACUUCAACUUGGGAGAAUCUAAUGCCCAAACUAAUGCAGAAGAAAAUGUGCUGAAGACGGCGAAGAAGAUACCGGAGAGGAAAUUCUCCGACCUAUCUGGAAACAACAUUUUCAAGGGCGAUGUUCCUCAGGCAUCAGCUGAGACGCUUCUAAGCAAUGCAAAGUUGAAAGAGAUGACUGGAAGCGACAUAUUCGCCGAUGUGAAGGCUGAAUCUCGGGACUACUUUGGCGGCGUACGCAAGCCUCCGGGUGGCGAAAGCAGCAUUGCCCUUCUCUAAGAACCGAAAAAAGAAAACCAUUAUGUGUUUUUCAAUCUGGCGGAAAAUUAAUCUGCUCUUAUUAGGUUAUCCGUUUGUUCCUUUGUUACUGAUGAUGGGUUUCACUUUCAGAUGAAACUUCUGUGGCUAAUUUCGUGGGUGUGUUUUGUUUAUAUCGAAUGUUCCGGGGCUAAUAUGUGAAAUGAUAAAAGUUUGUGGGGUAUUUUGUUGAA